AGUGAUAACUUUGGUAUUUAUAAUUUAGUUCUUGGUUUUAAUUAGUCAACUUUCUGUUUGGCAACUUUCUGUUAUCAUGGAUUCGUUUUUAGUUUCUUACGGAAUUUCAAAAACAUUUAUUAUAAAUAGUACAGCUAUUUUUAUAAACUUUUCUUUAAGUAACUUAUUUAACCAUUAGACAGACUUUCUUAUCUUGUAAAAACGUAAGCCAAUUAAGUUUAAUGGCGAACUAUUCACCAAGAAAUAACAGAAAUUACAACUAGCGAGUGUGCAAGUCUGCUGGAAACUCCUAUUAGUAACCCAAACUUCAAGAUAGGUAUAUAAACCUCACGAUGCACGAAAGGUCUAUCCACUAUUCCCACAAUAUUCAACCGAAAAUGUUCCGCGCUCAACGUGUUUGCCUUUAUUUCGUAGCUUUUCUGGUCUUGGCAUCUGCCAGACCCAAAAUAAACUCGCAAAUUUCCCAGAAUCAAAUUGGAUUGCGAGGGAUCGAUCUUUCUACUGAAGAAAGUGUUCCUUCAAAGUCUUCAUUAGCCACAGAAGCAACCAGUGAACCAUCAAUUGAGAGCUCCAGCGAAGAGUGUCCCACAGUAACUUCGUCAUCUUCAUCACCUGAGGAAACUAGUGAAGCACCUGAGAGUUCCAGCCAGGAAACCACCGAGGAAAGCGGCGAGUCAUUUGAAGAUUCCUGGGAGGAUGAGAGCUCCGAAUCAAGUGACGAAUCAGCGGAGGGAUCCUAUUCCUGGGAAGAUGAGAGCUCCGAAUCAAGUGACGAAUCAGCGGAGGGAUCCUUAUCCUGGGAAGAUGAGAGCUCCGAAUCAAGUGACGAAUCAGCGGAAGGACCCUACUACAAUGAUGACUAUAACUACUAUGAUUAUUAAUGCAUCGCAUCACCAUUAUACUUUGUGUCAAAACAAAAUACAAAUCUUAAAUCAUUAUACUUUGUGUCAAAACAAAAUACAAAUCUUUUUGACGAGUCUUGAAAAUUUCGUAGAGUAAAAAUGAAGCUGUAUUUCUUACUAGUCCUUGCCCUUUUUGGUCUUUUGGCUCGUGCAGCUGCAUUGCCGGUAUCUCCAGCUCCAGUGGAUGUGGCAAUGAUCACCGGGCCCGAAAUGGACAUUCCAGAUAUUGAUUUAUGGAGCAGGACUUAAGAGUUUCAGGAUAUUUUGGACUACUCAGCACUGUUUUUCUUCCCAGUUCGCUGCAUAUUUGGAACAGAAUUUUUAAUUAAAACAAACAAUAUGUUACCCAAAUUGUUGCUGCUGCUUUUGGAGCGCCGGAAAGCUGUGCAAAAUUGCAGUUUUUGGACAAGAGGCUGCGGCGGUUGGUUGCUAAUGCAUUUACUUGGCUUAAUUAGUUGAGAUUCUACAUUAUUCAUACGCCACGUGUGACCAGCGGCCACCCACUCAAAUGCCCACCCACCCAAUGUGCUGAUGCCUGCCGUCUCCUUCUUUUCCUGACAGCAUCAUAAUUUUCACUUAAUUAAAGUUGUCGUUGUUGUGGGUGCUCACUGCUGAGUUUGAGGUUUAGCCCCGGGAGCAGUUAGAGAGCUGUGGCGGUGCAUUUGGGUCGAAAGUUGGGCGGCGGGUGCGAAAAACAUGGGUAUUUAUACUCGCAAGUUUUCGCUCUUAAUUUAAUCCCGUCUAACUACGAAAGUUUUCGAAUGCCUGGCUGCUAGUUUGAUCGCAAGAGCUGGUUAUUAAAAUAGCUAAAGGUUUUUGGCAAGUAUUCGUAUGCCUGCGACUGAAAGAAGUGCCGGAAAGUACGCAAACAUGUAUUAAAUUGUAUGUAAACACUAGUUUGAGUUCAUAUAAAGAAAAAUGCCAAACCCACUAAAGUCAGAAAAUGAAACACAA
Molecule: messenger RNA, 1856 nt
Organism: Drosophila teissieri
Lineage: Eukaryota; Metazoa; Arthropoda; Insecta; Diptera; Drosophilidae
Product: dentin sialophosphoprotein-like
Exons: 2
Coding region: 333-881 (182 amino acids)
Source: RefSeq, a predicted model, not a curated record